This is a messenger RNA of Mesitornis unicolor (brown roatelo), 468 nucleotides long. It is a transcript of the gene GINS2, whose product is annotated as GINS complex subunit 2 (Psf2 homolog). The record is from RefSeq and is a predicted model, not a curated record. Gene Ontology annotation, cellular component: GINS complex; nucleus. NCBI's taxonomy places the organism in Eukaryota, Metazoa, Chordata, Aves, Mesitornithiformes, Mesitornithidae. The transcript is spliced from 4 exons. Gene Ontology annotation, biological process: DNA replication; double-strand break repair via break-induced replication. The annotation marks the transcript as partial.
GGAGAUCUGGGUCCUUUCAAUCCUGGCUUGCCAGUGGAUGUGCCAGUCUGGUUGGCCAUUAACCUGAAGCAGAGGCAGAAGUGUCGGCUGAUUCCUCCGGAGUGGAUGGAUGUUGAAAAACUGGAGGAAAUCCGGGACCAGGAACGCAAAGAGGACAUCUUCACUCCGAUGCCCAGCCCCUAUUACAUGGAGCUCACAAAGCUGCUGUUAAACAUCGCCUCAGACAACAUCCCCAAAGCCGACGAGAUCCGCACGCUGGUGAAGGAUACGUGGGACACGCGGGUGGCCAAGCUGCGGCUCUCUGCGGACAGCUUCGUCAGGCAGCAGGAGGUUCACGCCAAGCUGGAUAACCUAACCCUGAUGGAGAUCAACACGACGGGGACUUUCCUUACUCAAGCCUUAGACCACAUGUAUAAGCUCCAGACUAACCUGCGGCCUGGCGAGAGCGCCCACUCCCAGGAUUUCUGA